UUGUAAGUCACAGUCAGCGUACUCAUUCAUGUGGGGAGUUGCGCGCCAGUCAUGUGGGGCAAGACGUGGUGCUGUGUGGAUGGCUCAUGCAUGAGCGUGCACUGCAGUUUAUAACUCUUAAAGAUGCUCAUGGAGUGACACAGUUCAUAGUUCCAGAUAAUAAGCGAGAUACACUCUGUGAGGUUGUGAAGGGUUUGAAGUUUGAGUCAGUUUUGCAAGUGAAAGGAAAAGUAAUAAGACGCCCAGAAGGACAAGAAAACCCAAAAAUGCCCACUGGAGACAUUGAAGUUGAAAUAGAAGACCUGAAGGUGUUAAAUCCAAGUCUUGCUGAAUUACCAUUCAAAACAAGAGAUUAUGAAGAAAUCACAGAGAAUGUUCGUUUGCAGUACCGAUAUUUAGAUAUAAGACAUUACAAAAUGCAAAAGAAUCUUCGCAUUCGAUCCAACAUGGUCAUGAAAAUGAGAGAAUUCCUGUGCAAUAAACUAGGUUUUGUAGAUGUAGAAACUCCCACAUUGUUCAGAAGAACACCAGGGGGAGCAAGAGAAUUUGUUGUACCUACAAAAAUACCUGGGAAAUUUUACUGUCUUCCACAAAGUCCACAACAGGUGAGAUAUGUGUGCGUGUAA
Messenger RNA from Lingula anatina, 626 nucleotides. RefSeq names its product aspartate--tRNA ligase, mitochondrial. The record is from RefSeq and is a predicted model, not a curated record. Lineage: Eukaryota; Metazoa; Brachiopoda; Lingulata; Lingulida; Lingulidae. Gene Ontology annotation, cellular component: mitochondrion; cytoplasm. Gene Ontology annotation, molecular function: ATP binding; aspartate-tRNA ligase activity; nucleic acid binding. Gene Ontology annotation, biological process: aspartyl-tRNA aminoacylation.